This is a messenger RNA of Trypanosoma conorhini, 1041 nucleotides long. RefSeq lists its product as uncharacterized. The coding region runs from base 1 to 1041 and encodes 346 amino acids. The record is from RefSeq and is a predicted model, not a curated record. Gene Ontology annotation, molecular function: protein binding. Lineage: Eukaryota; Euglenozoa; Kinetoplastea; Trypanosomatida; Trypanosomatidae. The transcript has a single exon.
AUGGAAUGGAUUCCAUGUGAAGAGCAGGCGGGGAGGUUGGGCUUUCGCGAAGGCCACUGUGCGACAUGUCUGUUAGAUCCAGCAACCGGAGAGGAGUGGGUAAUGUGCGUUGGCGGUUAUUGCGAAGGGGAACGCGAUGGAAGCGCCAUGGUAAGCAAAGUCUCUCAGCUGCCGGUCCUUUGCUGGAUAACCGUUGCCGACCACCUACCCUGCUUAGAGUGCGACGGCGCAUCCUUGACGCGGGUUGGGAACGCCCCUGCGGCGUACAUGUUUGGUGGGCUAGAUGCGGACAUGAAUCUGUGCAACCGCCUUCUGCAAGUUGGGCUGAACUUUGCGAAGGGAUCUCCUUCGCUCGCGGUGGAGGCUCUGCAGACCACGGGAAAUCUUCCUCCUCCACGCACUCACCACUCGGCAGGUGGAACGGCAGCCCAUCUUCUUGUAUUCGGAGGCGAGACAGACGACGCAGAACAGACCAAUGACAUGUACAUGUUAGAUGUCACCACGCUCGUAUGGACACGCAUCAAGACUGAGUCUCCUGUUCCGCCUCCUCGUCUUCUUGCUGGCCCCCUUUUAUUUGUUUCCCCUCAAGUCUGUGUAAUUUACGGAGGGGCGCAUUUCGUGAGUGGUGACAUUAAAAGUCUUAACGACGUUUGGUCCUGUGAACUCUCCUCUGCUUCUGUGUGGACGCAGUUACAAGGGAGUGGUGCUGGUGUGGAGUUUGUUUUUCCACGGUCCAAUGGUCAUGCAGGAGCCCUCUUGCGCGGCGGCGAGGAAACGAGUGCCUUGUUUUUUGGUGGCAAGGAUGCCGCCGAAGGAUGUGACAAGGUGAAACAGGUGCGUUGGUGCAAAUCAGGGGAAGGUUCACUUCAGUUGCACCUAGUGGAGCCAACUUUGAGGUGCACCGAGGGCCCACACUGGCGUUACACACCUGUGAUGGUAGAAACUCGUCAAGGACUUCUUCUAUUGGGUGGGCAGUGUCGCCAUCCACAGGACGUGGCGGCAUUUCUCCUAAAGUGUGCAGAGGGUGCGGAUUCGUUAUGA